Messenger RNA from Juglans regia (Persian walnut), 543 nucleotides. RefSeq lists its product as uncharacterized. Bases 1 to 543 code for a protein of 180 amino acids. The transcript has a single exon. NCBI's taxonomy places the organism in Eukaryota, Viridiplantae, Streptophyta, Magnoliopsida, Fagales, Juglandaceae. The record is from RefSeq and is a predicted model, not a curated record.
AUGGGACCAUUACGUUAUUUUCUUGGAAUGGAAAUUGGACGUUCCAAAGCAGGGAUCCAAAUCUGCCAGCGCAAAUAUGCACUGGAUGUACUCUCGAAAAUAGGCCUCCUUGCAGCAAAACGCAAAUAUGCACUGGAUGUACUCUCGAAAAUAGGCCUCCUUGCAGCAAAACCCUCCCCAUUGCCAAUGGAACCAAACAACAAACUCAAGAAAGAUGAAGGUAAUUUUUUCCAUGACCCUACACUCUAUCGGAAAUUAGUUGGCAAACUACUUUAUUUGACCAACACAAGGCCGGAUUUGAGUUAUAGUGUCAACUUGCUAAGUCAAUUUAUGGGAAAUCCACGCAUUCUGAAUUAUGAUGCUGUGAUCAAAGUUCUUAAAUAUAUUAAAGGAACCCUUGGCCAGGGUAUUUUUCUCCCUGCUAGUUUGAAUUUGGAGCUUGUAGCAUAUGCCGACGCCAAUUGGGCAAAUUGCCCAGACACACGACGGUCCACCAUCGGAUUUUGUGUAUUCAUUGGGACCUUUCUGAUUUCAUGGAAAUAA